AUGACAGCGCGCCGACAAUAUGUCGAAAUCGACACUGAGGAAGAUAUGGAUGAAGACGCCGAUGAGGAAGAUGCUAUGGAACCAUCAAGGACAUCCACCGCCGCCGUUGCUGCCUUGCCGAUCACCUCCGGUCCUGAUUUAAUGGAGGAUGAGUUCGCCAAUCCUAUGGCGGUAGUGUGGGCUCCCCGCUGCGGGCAAUGCGUCGCACGGGACCUCAUUUGCCGCCAGGGGUACCACAAGGACCACAGCGGAAAAUUACGCAUCUGCGCCCUUUGCAGCCGCUUGAAGAUUAGAUGCGGAGGCAAAGGGUCUGAUGCGCCCAGAAUGAAGCAAAAGUCGGUCACAGCGCGGCGAGUGCGCUCUCAAUAUCGGCGCCGUCGCUCGCCGGUAGCAGAUCCUCCAGUGCAUGCUCCGGCCGUUAGCGAAGUGGAGGAGGAGCAGCCGCCGAUGGCGCAGUCCCAGGAUCGGGCUGAGCCAGCACUCGCCAGUACCUCCAAUUCGGAGUUGCAGGACCUCCGGGAUGAAGUUGCCGGCCUUCGGGCGACCGUUGAGGCCUUGCUGUUGCAGCCAGACCUCCGGGAUGAAGUUGCCGGCCUUCGGGCGACCGUUGAGGCCUUGCUGUUGCAAAGCCUCAACGGUGACCGGCGACUUCGGGAGAGAGAGGCAGCACAAGACGAACGUGCCAAGCUGCUGGCGGAUGAGCUUGAAGGUCUUCGCCGACUCGUCCUUUCGGUAACCGCUCAGUCAACCGCCGAGACCCCUCCCACCAAUGCGCAUCCGGGUGUGCAAUCCCCAUCGGCGGCCACCGCACAGCCGACUCCUGCCACGGAGAUUCAGCCGAGCGCCGCACCCUCGUCGGUGCCAUCCGAUGACACUUCUGUCCAGCCGGCCGCGCAACCUGAGGGUACCUCAACUGAGGCCCCUCUUCCACUCCCCAAUCUCCCGGCCACUCCUCAAGCUGAGGUUGAUUGCUUGCCGGUGGUGAUGAAGCCUGAUCGGGAUGCGGACUAA
Messenger RNA from Suillus plorans, 1011 nucleotides. RefSeq lists its product as uncharacterized. The transcript has 4 exons. The record is from RefSeq and is a predicted model, not a curated record. Lineage: Eukaryota; Fungi; Basidiomycota; Agaricomycetes; Boletales; Suillaceae. Bases 1 to 1011 code for a protein of 336 amino acids.